UCCGUAGUACUUACUCGGUCCUUCUUCACUAAAUAGAGGUAGAGAAAAACCACGUUGUGUGUGGUUGCUCUUCCGUCAAAAUGCGUAUCGAAAAAUGUUACUUUUGUUCGUCAAAUAUAUGGCCUGGCCAUGGAAUGGUUUUUGUUCGAAAUGACUGCAAGAUUUUCAGAUUCUGUAGGUCAAAAUGCAAGAAUGCAUUCAAGAAGAAGAAGAACCCUCGUAAGACCAAAUGGACUAAGGCUUUCCGUAAAUCUGCAGGCAAAGAUCUGGCCAUCGACCCGUCUUUCGAAUUUGAGAAGAGGAGAAAUGUUCCUGUAAAGUAUGAUCGGGACUUGUGGCAGAAAUCUGUGGAAGCCAUGAAGAAGGUUGAGAUCAUUCGCUGCAGACGUCAAGCAUUGCACAUCAACAACAGACACAGUAAAUCAAAGGAAGUCCAGAGAAGAAGCGAUAAUUAUGAAGUCACCAAGAACAUGGGUCUAAUCCGGUCCCCAGCAGCUGGAUUGAAGCAGUUAGCAACACAGUUGGAUGGAGAAAAAGAUAUGUCAUUGGUAUCCUCCAAAUUCAAGCAGAUGGAAUCGCGAGUUGUUGAAGAAGUUCAUGAUUCAGAUAGAGAAAUGGAUGUAGAAUAAAAAAAUGCAAUGACGAAAAACAAAAUACAUUUUUCCCGAUUCGACGUUAA
This is a messenger RNA of Daphnia pulicaria, 679 nucleotides long. It is a transcript of the gene RpL24-like, whose product is annotated as probable ribosome biogenesis protein RLP24. Gene Ontology annotation, biological process: ribosomal large subunit biogenesis. The record is from RefSeq and is a predicted model, not a curated record. NCBI's taxonomy places the organism in Eukaryota, Metazoa, Arthropoda, Branchiopoda, Diplostraca, Daphniidae. Bases 81 to 629 code for a protein of 182 amino acids. Gene Ontology annotation, cellular component: nucleolus. The transcript has 2 exons.